Mus musculus (house mouse) is the source of this 1624-nucleotide messenger RNA. It is a transcript of the gene Mplkipl1, whose product is annotated as M-phase specific PLK1 intereacting protein like 1. The transcript has a single exon. The record is from RefSeq and is marked validated. Lineage: Eukaryota; Metazoa; Chordata; Mammalia; Rodentia; Muridae. The coding region runs from base 315 to 851 and encodes 178 amino acids.
CUCUCUCCCCUUCACCUGCUUGCUGUGUGGAACUGAGCAACUAACUGCUAGAUCCUUGGACUUCAUUCACAGCUGCUACUGACCGUUGUUGGGAGUUGGACUUCAGACUAAAUUUGGUGAGGUCGGAACCUUUGUGCAACCAGAACUAAGGUGCGGUAGUCCGCUGGGAGCCGGAAGGCUGUAUAAUUUGAGGAAUACCAGUUUCCUUCUGGCAGUUGAUCGCUGAGGUUCGGCAGUUGAGGCGUUCGGUGUUCGGCGUUCAGCGUUCGGCGUUCGGCGUUCAGCGAGUGAGCUCUGCGGCUUCAUUUCCUGAUAUGUACCGACCGAAUUUUCGACCCCCAACUCCUCCGUACCCCAGCCCGGGGAUAGGAGGUUGGGGUGGCGGAAAUAACUUCUGGGGUGCCCUGGGCGGGGGGCCGCGGCCGCCCUCCCUGUGGGACUGUUACAGGAGUCCGCACCACACUCCGCCCUGCGGGCCCCGUGCUAGGCCAUACGGGAGCCGCCAGUCUCAGCAGCACAGCAGCAACUUCUCAGGGGUCCGCUUCGCGUCUCCGUCCCCGGGCGGCUACCCAGGCUCCUACUCCAGGUCCCCCGCGGGGUCCCAGCAUCAGUUCGGCUACUCCCCAGGGCAGCAGCAGACCUACCCCCAGGGUUCUCCAAGGACAUCUACACCAUUUGGAUCAGGGCGUGGUAGAGAAAAAAGAAUGUCUAAUGAAUUGGAAAGUUAUUUUAAGCCUUCAAUGCUUGAAGACCCUUGGGCUGGCCUAGAACCAGUGUCUGUAGUGGAUAUAAGCCAACAGUACAGCAAUACGCAAACAUUCACAGACAAAAAAGGAAGAUACUUUUCUUAAUAUUUCUGAAAUUCACCUGGAAGCCUCAUGUGUCAGGAACAUCCUGGACAGAACUUUUACUUGUGUAAGAGUUGAACCCAAAGAUGAUGACUUUGAAUAAUGAUUAGCAGACCUUUGGUAUAUCUACAACUUUAUCAAGUGUUGAUAUCAGCGAAAAUGAUAGGCGUUCAUUUACAGUAUUUCGCUAUCUGGGAGUGUGUAUCAUAGAACACAGUGUAGUGGCUAUUCCUGGUUGUCAACUUGACAAUAUUUGGAAUGAACUACAAUCCGGAAUUGGAAGGCUCACCAGUGACCCUUAUCUGGAGGCUUGGAGUUCCUUAUCUGGAUCUUGGUUUGAAGAUCUUGAGCCAUAGUGGCUAUGGAUUCCAGAAGAUUGAAUCUCCGAGUUUAAGGAACACACCUUUAAUCUGGGCUACACCUUUCAUCUGGGAUUAAAGGUGUGGUGGAACACAUCUUUAAUCUGGGCUACACCUUCUGCUGGAGACAAUAUAAGGACAUUGGAAGAACGGAGUCUAGUUCUUGCUCUUGCUCCUUCGCCUGCUUGCUGCGUGAGACUGAGUAACUGCUAGAUCCUUGGACUUCCAUUCACAACUGCGACUGAACCAUUGUUGGGAAUUGGGCUGCCGACUGUAAGUCAUCAAUAAAUUCCUUUACUAUCUAGAGACUAUCCGUAAGUUCUGUGACUCUAGAGAACCCUGACUAAUAACAGAAGUUGGUACCAGGAGUGGUUCUAGAGUAACAGAAGUACAAGGAUGAAUCUUUUAAAAUACUGG